Molecule: messenger RNA, 385 nt
Organism: Heterotrigona itama
Lineage: Eukaryota; Metazoa; Arthropoda; Insecta; Hymenoptera; Apidae
Source: the annotation of a GenBank genome assembly
GCUGUGUCAGCAUCGGUAAAACAGGAAUCGUGGUGUCGGCACAUACGUAGAGAAGGAGCGCACUAUUGUGCGACAAGGACAGAAAUAGUGAUUAAUUCCACCAUUUCACCACUACGUGGUGAUAGUCUUUCAACGAAGUUGCAGUCGUUCAGCAUGAUCCCCAAGCCUGAAUUUUCUUUUGGAGACGGAUUCUUUGCAAUUGGUUGCAUUUCUUUAUCCAUUUGGGAUUUAGUCUCCCUUUGCUUGAUAUGCUGAAAUAAAUAACCAUUAAAAAUUAAGUAUCUUCAGUAUAUCCAAUUACUUAUUGCUUAUUAUUACUUAUUUUUCUUUUUCUUGCAAACAAAGAUCCAUAAUAUAUAUAACAUUUUUUGCUCAAAAUGACCUC